Messenger RNA from Jatropha curcas, 1757 nucleotides. RefSeq lists its product as uncharacterized. Gene Ontology annotation, molecular function: dipeptidyl-peptidase activity; serine-type exopeptidase activity. The record is from RefSeq and is a predicted model, not a curated record. Lineage: Eukaryota; Viridiplantae; Streptophyta; Magnoliopsida; Malpighiales; Euphorbiaceae. Gene Ontology annotation, biological process: proteolysis.
AACCAUACAAACUCAAAAGCUAAAAGGCAAAAGCCGAAAGCUAAGAUCAUGGACACAAAUCUUAGAAACUCCAUUCAUCAAUUUCUUUCAAUACUUGUACUAAUUUUCUCAUUUCAUGUCUUUGCAACUCAAUCUUAUAGAAUUCCUAGGCUUGGGGCAACUAGGAAGCAUAGCCAAACGUUUGAACCCCAAAGUACCAUAAAAUAUAAUUCUGUUUCAAAUUAUUUUGAGACAUUUUAUUACACCCAAACACUUGACCAUUUCAAUUAUAAACCAGAAAGCUAUACCACUUUCAAGCAAAGAUAUGUUAUGAAUUUCAAGUAUUGGAGUGGGCCAAAUACAAGUGCACCAAUCUUUGUAUUUUUUGGUGCUGAAGAGAAUAUAGAUGAUGAUGUUAGUGGGAUUGGCUUCCUUCCUGAUAAUGCUUCUCAUUUCAAGGCUCUCCUUUUAUAUAUAGAGCAUCGUUACUAUGGAAAAUCGAUACCAUUUGGAUCUAGCAAAGAAGCCUUAAGAAAUGCAAGCUCUCUUGGUUAUUUCAAUUCAGCUCAAGCCCUAGCAGAUUAUGCUUCAGUGAUUAUGCAUGUCAAGAAAAAGUAUUCUGCAAAAAGUUCUCCAGUAAUUGUGAUAGGGGGAUCCUAUGGUGGAAUGCUAGCUUCAUGGUUUAGGUUAAAAUAUCCCCAUGUUGCUCUUGGUGCUCUAGCUUCAUCAGCUCCAAUUCUUUAUUUUGAUGAAAUUGCACCAAGAAAUGGUUACUAUUCUGUUGUGACAAAGGAUUUUAAAGAAGCAAGUGAGAGUUGUUACAAAACUAUAAGCAAAUCAUGGGCAGAAAUUGAAAAAGCAGCUUCAAAGCCCAACGGACUUUCAAUUCUAAGCAAAAAGUUCAAUACUUGCAGUCCAUUGAAGAGAACAUUUGAACUAAAGGAUUACUUAGACUCAAUAUAUGCUGAAGCAGCUCAAUACAAUGAUCCACCAAACUAUCCAGUUAGCAUUGUGUGUGAUGGAAUUGAUAGGGCACCAGAAGGCACUGAUAUUCUUGGCAGAAUUUUUGCUGGUGUUGUUGCUUAUAUGGGUCAUAAGUCUUGCUACGAUAUGAAUGAAUUUAAUGACCCAACUGAUCAAACAUCUCUUGCAUGGAGAUGGCAGACAUGUAGUGAGCUAGUGAUGCCCAUAGGCCAUGAUAGAAACACUAUGUUCCCACCAGCACCUUUUAAUCUCAAGAGCUAUAUCAAGGAGUGCAAAAGCUUAUUUGGAAUCCUACCUCAGCCUCACUGGGUCACAACUUAUUAUGGAGGCCAAGAUUUAAAAUUGAUUCUUCAUCGGUUUGCUAGCAACAUUAUCUUCUCUAAUGGACUCAGAGACCCUUAUAGCACUGGAGGAGUGUUGGAGAAUAUAUCAGAUAGUAUUGUUGCAAUCUCUACUGUUAAUGGAUCUCAUUGCUUGGAUAUACAAAAGGAGAAGCCAAGUGAUCCAAAUUGGCUAGUGAUGCAAAGAAAGACUGAGGUGGAAAUAAUUCAAGGCUGGAUUUCUAAGUAUUAUACUGAUCUUCUUGAACUCAAAGACAGAAACUAGUACUAGCUAGUGUUUGAUGUUUUAUAAGUUUAUAUUAAAACUUAUAAUAUUAUAUAUUAUAACCAAGAAGGUGGCUACAAAAUCAUAUAUUGUAAGAAAAAUGACUCUCCUUAUGUAUUAACAUAUUAUAUUUCCAACAGGUAGCAAGAUGAUUGCCCAAUUUUAUCUAAGGGGUCAUAAUUAUAGCA